GCAGCAUCUACUGCUUCACACAAACGCACCGAAGAAGAAGAACAGGAACCAGGAAGAAGGAGACUGUUGAUGGUGACAGAUCUCAGAUUCUAUGCUCCGACUAAGGACCCCUGAGGAAGAAAAACGGAGUUGUGAAAUUUCCCAGCUGAGACAGGCUGUGUUACAAAACAAUGACAGACUCCUUGAUGAGAUGCUCUGCCAAGAAAUCUACAAGAAAGUCAUCAACUGCAGAGGUGGCUGGGGCAUUGCAGGCACACCCCUGCAUGCCGCUGUGUCUAAAGGCCACCUCGGCUGUCUGCAGGUCCUUCUAGCUCACGGUGCCCUUGUGGACUGCGUGGACGUGAAGGCCCAGACGCCUCUGUUCGCAGCCGUUCGAGGGAAAUAUCUGGACUGUGUGUUAAGUCUCCUCAAAGCUGGUGCCAACCCCAAUGGGAGCUCAUCCAACAACUGCUCCCCGGUCCUGACUGCUGCACGGGAGGGUGAUGUGGAGAUACUAAAGCAACUACUUAAACAUGGCGCUGAGGUGAACUCCCGCUCCAAAGUCUUACUGUGGACCUCCAGUGCCAGAGUGUCCAGCGGGCCGCUUUACUUGGCUGCUGUUUAUGGACACAUGGAGUGCUUCAAACUGCUGCUCCUGUACGGGGCAGACCCAGACUACAACUGCACAGAUGCCAAGCUGCUGAGCUCUGACAAGCAACCCAAAACUGUGCUGGAGAUGUGCCUCAGGCACGGCUGUGGCGUGGAGUACAUCCAGCUUCUGAUCGACUUCGGCGCAAACGUCUACCUCCCCACGCUGAUCAUCGAAAAGUCGACGAAGCAGAACGAGGCUGUGGAGCUGCUCCUGCGAGAAAGAGGAAAUCCGAAAGCCUUGACCUCACAGUGCCGACUGGCUGUGCGAAGACACCUCAGAAAGAUCAACAAGAUCCACUGCAUCGACCAGCUGGAAAUGCCAACAAGUCUCAUCAACUUCUUGCAACACAAACCAGCCGCAGUCACUGUUCUGUAGAUAAUGAAGGGUAAUUUAUUAUGUUACUUUUUUCUCAUUUUAGCUUAAGCUUUUAUUUGCAGACUCUUGACCCCCUUUGUCCUUUUUUCUAAAUGCUUCUGUCAGUUAAAAAAUAAAUGUGUG
Molecule: messenger RNA, 1129 nt
Organism: Archocentrus centrarchus (flier cichlid)
Lineage: Eukaryota; Metazoa; Chordata; Actinopteri; Cichliformes; Cichlidae
Product: ankyrin repeat and SOCS box protein 12-like
Exons: 3
Coding region: 92-1006 (304 amino acids)
Biological process (GO): intracellular signal transduction
Molecular function (GO): protein binding
Source: RefSeq, a predicted model, not a curated record